GGCAAACUUCACUUUUCUCGUUUACGCAACUGCCGACUGCUACUGGUGAUCUCGGUGCUCUCCAGUUUAUUAUUCUCGAAUUUUCAUCGGAAAAUUAAUAAAAGUCGAAUCGAAAUGUUGAGAUUAGUGGCUGGACGUGCAGUCAAUGCUGCCCGGGGACUGAUGAUUCCCAGAGUAGCUGCUCUCGGGAUACCACCAACAAGAUCAGCACAUGGGAAUGAAGAGACUGACGAGGAAUUCGAUGCCAGAUACGAGGCCUUCUUCAAUCGUCCUGACAUCGAUAACUGGGAAAUUCGUAAAGCUAUGAAUGAUCUCGCUGGUAUGGAUCUUGUCCCAGAGCCAAAAAUCGUCAUUGCAGCACUGAAAGCUUGUCGCAGACUUAAUGACUUUGCACUGGCCAUCAGGUUUCUGGAGACAGUAAAAUUCAAGGGUGGAAAUGAGGCCCACAUAACCUGGCCCUACAUUGUUCAGGAAAUUCGUCCAACCCUCGAUGAACUUGGAAUUAACACACCCGAAGAACUCGGUUACGACAAACCCGAAUUGGCACUCCCACCUCCAUAUGACUGUCACUAGUUUUCAUAUUUUCCAAUAAAAAAGAACACUAGUCUUAACUUCUUAGAAAUUGAUUCGAUAUUCGCUAUAAUUUUCGACACAGAGAAAAAAUGAGAUGCCGAAAAUAAUGAAGAAGCAAUGAAAAACAUGUGUACAUUAUUUCCUUGUUGAAAACAAUUUAUUAAUGAAUAAAGAGGAGACGAUGAUUGAGGUAUUGAAACCAUUAUUUGGAUUGUUGGUUUUUUCUUCUGGAAGGGCUGAUAAAUAAAACAAGAUUCUAUAA
Messenger RNA from Fopius arisanus, 835 nucleotides. It is a transcript of the gene COX5A, whose product is annotated as Cytochrome c oxidase subunit 5A. The transcript has 2 exons. The record is from RefSeq and is a predicted model, not a curated record. Bases 115 to 573 code for a protein of 152 amino acids. Gene Ontology annotation, biological process: mitochondrial electron transport, cytochrome c to oxygen. Gene Ontology annotation, cellular component: mitochondrial inner membrane. NCBI's taxonomy places the organism in Eukaryota, Metazoa, Arthropoda, Insecta, Hymenoptera, Braconidae.